CUCGCUCCCCGCCCCGCCGCUUUACGGCAGCGGCCGCCGUGUGUUUGCGGCUCCGGGCUCGGCCGGGCGGUCGGGGCGGACAUGGCCAGUACGAUGGUGGCGGUCGGCCUGGCCGUGGCAGCGGCUGGAUUCGCAGGUCGCUAUGCAGUAAAAGCUAUGAAGCAAAUGGAGCCACAGGUUAAACAAGCACUUCAGAACCUACAAACACCUGCCUUCAGUGGUUAUUACAGGGGUGGAUUUGAACCCAAAAUGACUAAACGAGAAGCAGCUUUAAUACUAGGAGUGAGCCCUACAGCCAACAGAAAUAAAAUUAGGGAAGCUCAUAGACGGAUCAUGCUUCUGAAUCAUCCAGAUAAAGGUGGCUCUCCAUAUGUAGCAGCCAAAAUCAAUGAAGCUAAAGAUCUACUGGAAGACCAAGCUAAAAAAUGAGAAAAAUCUGUCAGAGGGUUUGUCCCUGCAAAUGAUUAUUUUUGAUAAACGGCUUAAGAAAAGUUCUAAUGUCAGUCUUUGACUCUGUACAAGUGAAGCUGGAAAUAUGAAUCCAGGGAGCUACUUCCCUCCCUACUCAGUCAGUUUUUUUGGGAAAUGUGUGAGGGAGUGAGGCUUAAAAGUUUUUCAUAGCUGUUCUUUAUUAAACAGCACAAUCUGCCACUGAAAUAUUUUCAGUAUAGAGAGCAAUAACUUGGUGUGACCAGUGCAUGUUACCAGGCAGACUUACAUGCUCUUGCCUAAUUUCUGUUCAAUUAGUUGUGU
Molecule: messenger RNA, 753 nt
Organism: Empidonax traillii (willow flycatcher)
Lineage: Eukaryota; Metazoa; Chordata; Aves; Passeriformes; Tyrannidae
Gene: DNAJC19
Product: DnaJ heat shock protein family (Hsp40) member C19
Exons: 6
Coding region: 82-429 (115 amino acids)
Biological process (GO): protein import into mitochondrial matrix
Cellular component (GO): PAM complex, Tim23 associated import motor
Molecular function (GO): ATPase activator activity
Source: RefSeq, a predicted model, not a curated record